Molecule: messenger RNA, 7576 nt
Organism: Macrobrachium nipponense
Lineage: Eukaryota; Metazoa; Arthropoda; Malacostraca; Decapoda; Palaemonidae
Product: putative neural-cadherin 2
Biological process (GO): cell-cell adhesion mediated by cadherin; calcium-dependent cell-cell adhesion; adherens junction organization
Cellular component (GO): plasma membrane; adherens junction; catenin complex
Molecular function (GO): calcium ion binding; cadherin binding
Source: RefSeq, a predicted model, not a curated record
CGGACAGACAGCUCCGUGAGCGGUUGUGUUGUCUGCGUGCAAUAUUGAACAUUGUGAUAAACUCUCCACGUCCUCGCGCGCGGUCCAUACAUAUAGGUGUUUUCUGCGGGCGAAUCUAGAGAAAAAAAGUUAUAAAUAUCUUCAUCUAAAACUAGUGAUUAAUGGAUGGAAAAUUGUAAGUUGAAUAAAGGAUAGAAACGUACGAAUAACAAUGAAACGGUAAUAAUGCCAUUGUAUUAGUGUGAGUGUUUCGCCAAUCUGAAAUAUAGUAGUACGGAGUUUUGACUGUGGGAAAAAUCUAACGGGAAACAUCAGGAAAAAACCAAAUUUCCCUCAAUGGAUCCGGGAAAAAUAUUUCAAAUCAUAACCAACAGUACUUUACUGGCCACGCGGCUUUUCUCGGGAGAAAGGGAGCCCAUUCAGUUUUCGGAACCAAGGUACUGCUCUGUUCUGUCUGAGGACACAGCGCCUUCGUCCUCCGUGGUUAAAGUCUCAGCAACUCACAAAAGUGGUGCGACCGUUCGAUACAGCAUAACGGGGGGAAACAAAGACGGCCUGUUCACAAUCGACCAGCACACAGGCCUCAUUACCCUCUCCGCUACGCUUGAUUACGAACUUCAACGAAAGCAUGAGUUAGUGGUUGCAGCAGAGGCUGAGGGCAGCAGUGUGCAUUCGUUUGUGGCAGUCAGUGUUGCUGACGUGAACGAUAAUCCUCCCAGAUUUCUACACAAUGACGCAAAGGUCACCAUAUUGGAAGGGGACGACGAUGACCUCCCAAAAACUAUUUUCAAGGUGGUGGCCGAAGACGCUGACAGCGUGGACACAGGGAGGCUGAUUUACAGCGUAGGGGGGGAGGGGGUCAGCAACGAGCAUUCGGACACAGACCCAUUCUUCUCCAUUAAUCCCCAUUCUGGGGAACUGCUACAGCUCAAGGCACUGGACCGCGACCCACCUAAAGGGAAAGCCUCCUGGCAGCUGAGGGUCCAGGUACGGGACGGCCAGCGAGUCCCUUCCUCCUUGGCCGAAGCCACCAAGAGGUUGCCGAGGAAGACCAAUCGAUCUCGCCAUCCCCUCAGACAGGACCACCAAAUCAACAAAGGACUUGCCCCUCCAGCGACCGCGGGUCUUUCACCCAAAGCGGAGACCGACCAGCAAUCCAUUCCAGAGGUGUCUUCCUCCUCCUCCUCCUCCUCCCCCUCUUCCUCCUCCGACGUCGAGACGCCCCUGCCUCAAGAGAAACCUGCAGAAGAGACCUCGACAACGUCUUCCCUUUCACCAUACCCCAGCAGGACGUCUGUUUCUCCCCUCGACGUCCUUACUGGGCAGGCGCCGUAUCAUUCCGUCGAGCCCAAACUGGAAAUUAAGGGUUCGGCAUUCCAUGACAUGAGUAGUUCGUCGGCCCCUACGCUGUUUCUGCAUUCCCGCGGAGAUGAAGCCUAUAACGAAGACUUGGAAACCAACUACAUUUCUAGUAGAGGGUUAGAAGACUGGAAUAGUGGGAAUGAAUAUGUCUCAGAGCAUAAGUCGUUACGUGUUCCUGAACACAGAAACCGUUUGCGUCAAGCAGUUAGUUUAAGGAAGAGCUUUGCGCUACAGAAGGGGAAGAACUCAUACGGGAACUACCGCGUCAGAACAACUGACUCUACCACUACAAGACUGACUAGCCUCGCGGAAAGGAAAAAUAGUCACAAUGAAAUUGCGAGGUUACCACCAGAACCAUCGGCCAUUCUGACCGAUUUGGGACCCACCGCCGUCAGUAAGGAAGUUUCUGAGAAGUUGAAACACAUCGUCGCCCACGGAAAGAACUUCUACGAAGACGGUCAUACGCAGGUAUCUGAAAGGAAGGAGUACUUUUUAGACAAACACCGCACAUCCCGAAGCAUAUUAUCGGUAACAACUCCUUUGGGAAACGGACGAAUCGUUCUUGUGCCUCGCAUCCAAAUCAAAGAAACAGAUGGAGAUCGUCCCUUUGAAUCCUCCAUAUUCAAGAGGUCGGUCCUACCGGGUCUCGAGAGGGACGGGGCACUCAAGACGGAGGAGAGCCCACCGGAAAUGACUGGGCUCCUGAGUAAGCCGAGGGACUUCGUCGAACUCGACAGCAACUACUCCGGCAAAAGGUUCUCGACGACGGACGACGUCAUCGGCUGCGAGGACUACACGUCCUUCUCCUUCAACUUCGACGUGGGGGACAUUCCCGGCGGGCGGGGGAAGGACGGAGGCGCUGACGAAGGGGACGACGUCGAUUUGGAGAGCGACUUGGGAAGCCACAUGCUCGGGGCGGAUGACGAGACCGGCCACGUUCAUGUGGUGGAAACGAUAGUCACCGUUGUUGUCAAGGAUCUGAACGACAACCCUCCGCUCUUCCCGAACGUGACCAUCAUCGGCGAGGUGCAGGAGAACGGGCCUAUUGAUCUCUCAGUCGCCGUCGUAACGGCCUGGGACGCUGACGACGUGGAGGAAGGGACCAACGCCAAGCUAACCUACUCCAUAGGGAAGAACGUCCUGGAGGAGAGGACGGGGCAGGCGAUCUUCGCCAUCCAUCCGGACACGGGUCUCCUGACGACAGCCGUCUGUUGCCUGGACCGAGAGACGACCCCAGAGUAUCAUAUUCAGGUUGUGGCCGUCGACGGGGGAGGUCUCACGGGCACCGGCCAAGUCGUCGUACGUCUGGCAGACGUGAACGACAACUCUCCCCGCCUGAGCCGUGACCUCUGGGAGGUAGACGUGGAGGAGUCCUGGAGGGGGGAGGCCCCCAGUAAUAAAACCCUUGCCCAGUUCACCACCGUGGACCACGACAUUUCCAAUUACUUCUUUUACAGGGUAGUGGAAGAGAGUGGCUGGGGCUGGCAGUACUUCGACGUCAGGUCACGAGGUCACAUUGGUGAAUUAUACUCGACCCACCCUUUGGACUACGAGGAUUCAGCUCAUAGGCGAGGGUUCCGGUUUAUGAUCCAAGUAACUGACAGGGGGCGUGGCGGCUGGGACGACCCGAGACACACGGACACUGCCUGGGUGUCCGUCCACCUACUGGACAUCAACGACAACCCACCGCAGUUCAGUCAGCCCCAGAUCCAUCUGACCCUACAAGAGAAUGUCACCCCCGGGACUGUGUUGACGAACCUCGUGGCUCAUGAUCCUGAUAUGGGCGGCAACCAAAACGUCAGGUACAGCAUCGUGGGCGGCUGGGACGCCCUGACGGUCAACGAGGAGGGCGUGGUGAGACUCUGGCGCGCCCUGGACCGCGAGAAACCCGGCGGAGACGUGGGCGUGGCCAAGGUCGUGGCGGUAGACGACGGGAAGCCUCCCCUGACCUCGACGGCGACGCUGACGAUUACCGUUACCGACGUGAACGAUUGUCCGCCGAGGCUGCUCCCUCCCACCCUCCUCCACGUCACUGAGGGUAGGCCUACGACCAGGCUAGGCCUCCUGAGGGCUACUGACGACGACGUGUGGGCGUUAGGGCACGGGCCGCCCUUCUACUUCUCCCUGCCGUCUUCCAACCCCACGGCCGUGUUUCAUAUCGUGGCUCUCAAAUAUAAUUCCAGCGAAGACAGCGGUCGGGGUGGGGCGGAGAUCUGGACCAGAGGAGCCAUAGAUAGGGAACAGUACCCGCAAAUAGCAGUCGACAUCGAGGUGUCAGACGCCGGAGGGUUGUCGGCAACACAACAGAUAACCCUCGUCGUUGACGACAUAAAUGACAACCCUAUGAAGCCAGCUUCCAAGAAGGUUUACCUGUGGAAGACGCAGGGCGGAGGAUCUGAGGCGUCCUUAGGAAGAGUCUACGUCGAGGAUCCCGACGACUGGGACCUUGAGGACAAGACGUUUUCGUGGCACGGUCCUGCCCAUCCCUUGUUCUCCUUGCACUCCGACACGGGAGCCAUAUUCGCCUCGGCGCACCUGAGGGAGGGAAGGUACGACCUGCAAUUCAGCGUCUCAGACAGAGUUUGGGGUCAGACAGACGUCAGAGCGAACGUCACAGUGGACGUGAGGUACCUCCAUCAGGACGCCCUCACCCACGCUCUUCCGCUCACCCUCACGCCCAUCACGCCCACCGCCCUCACCAAAGGGUGGUCGCCUAAACACGGAGGGGGCGGUCUCGGUACCCUAGCGAAGGUGGUGAAAAAGAUCCUUGGGAGUCCUUCAGCCAACGUGGAGGUCGUUAGCGUCUACGGCCACCCUGACUCGGACGCUGUCUAUUCGCCUGCGCUCUCUAAGGCGACGCCCUUGGUCCACGCCCCUGGUUCCUCCUUCACCUGCGUGUGGCUGAGCGUGAGGGAGAAGAAUGGCAAAUACGUCGACCCUGUCAAACUACAGGGCUUGUUGUCACUCCAUAAUAGGAAGCUGGAGAAGGAAAUGAGCGUAGGAGUCUCCCUGAAGGAACCAGUCAGCGAAGCAGGAUUUGGAGCCUCGCUGAUGACCCCGUCCUCAAUUUCGACACCUCAGCAGCCGCCGUCGCUGGCAUCACUCGCGUCUACUUCUCUUCCUCUGCAGGUCGUAGACACGAAUUCGACGUCCCUCGUUACCCCUCGCCUGAGUCGGUCCCACGCCUGCCCAGCGCACCGAGAAGAAGAAACGAGCGAUUCCUGUACGAGUACUUCCUGCCUCAACGGGGGGCGGUGUGUCCGGAAUUCCGACGGUAACAGGUGCAUUUGCCCAGGCGGUUCGUGUGGCAGGCAGGGCGCUGCAAGAUCGUCAGUCGAACCUUUCGAAGGAAACGGCUGGGCCUGGAUAAGGGCUUUCCCGCCGUGUCUCCCGACGACCAUUUCCCUGCAGGUGCCUCACCACCGGCGCCCGAACGCCCUCCUCCUCUACUCGGGCCCUUUGUCCUUCUCUUCCACCCACCCGCGGUACCCCACGACGCCCAUGCUCUCUCUGCAGCUGGUAGAAGGUCGCUCAGUUCUGAUGGAGAGUGGGAGGGGGUCGAUCAAGCUGCAGGUCGACUCGAACUUCGAGAUGGGGAUUUGGCACAAGCUGCAUCUUCAUAUUGAUGCAAAGGGCGUCACCCUCAUGGUCGACCUCUGCGACUGGGGGUGGGUAGAGGGUGCCAAGGACGACGCCCAUUGUCGGGCCCGCGCCUCUUGGGAGAACGCGAGUGCCAGCGACGACUGGAUCGGGGCCGACCCCGUGCAGUUGGGCGGGCUGUCCCACGAACGCCCGUCGCCCCAGCAGUACGGGUGGUCGUGGGCGCCGAUCGCCGAGCCUCUGGAAGGCUGCAUUUCUCAGCUGACUGUGAAUGGACAGAUGAUCGACCUCGGCGAGCCAGCCUACAGCAGCAACAGCUGGGCGGGCUGCCGCCCGCAGGACGCCGCCUGCAGGGGCAAAUGCGGAUUGAACGGCCGCUGCACGGGCGGCCUGGCCAACCCGUGGUGCGACUGCGACCCCGGAUGGGCGCCUCCGGUGUGCGACGUCGCUACUGUUCCCGCCUCCCUCAACAAGAACUCCUUCAUGAAGGUGGCCAUUUCGUUCACGCCCGAUCCUUAUAAUAUAGCGACACAGUUGAGAGUCAGGACCGUAGGGAGGCCCAGCGGGCUGCUUUUGAAGUUCGAGAAUCACAGGAAGACUGUGUCUUUUGUCAUUAGGCUCCGAAGUGGGGUCGUCUGCACCUCACUCUCUUCCGGCGACUUGGAUGCCCCCGAGUCGUGCGUCGACGGCUACCCUCUAGGGGACGGCUCGUGGCACACGAUCUACGUCGAACGCCACGGCCCCAACAUGCUGGUGUCCGUGGACGACGGCGAAGGCUGGAGACACAACCACACCUUUAGCACCUUCCUGAAGCCUACUAGAGUGGAGGACAAGGGCGUGACCUCCGUCCUCUCGUCUCCCUCUCGCCUGUCCUCCUCGAUCUCGAGGGCGGCGUCCUCCGUGACUGACUCGUCCUCGGCGUUCGAGAGGCCCGUUCCUCUGAUCGUGGAUAAGCAGAAUGGGCUGUCCGUGGGCGGGGUUCCCGAGUACCAGGAUGCUGAACUGAUCAAUGUUCAUAACGACGUCAGCGAGAUUUGUAUAGAUGAUAUCCGUGUCUCCGGCAAAGGACUGCCCCUGCCACCAGGUGUCAAUGGCACCACCUGGGGGCAGGUGACAACAUUCCAGAAUUUAGAGAGUAACUGCCCCAGUCGUGAUCUUUGCUCAAACACCAGCUGUCUGCCUCCUCUGACGUGUCACAACAGCUGGAGACAGGCCAGCUGCAGCUGCGGCCCGGGACGCCAACUGUUAGGAGGAACCUGCCAAUUGGUGAACGAGUGUGGCUACCAGCCCUGUCUACAUGGCGGAACUUGUCGAGACAUGCAUCCGGGUUACCAGUGCACGUGCCGACCGUACCACAGCGGUGACAACUGUCAGUGGGUGCACCUGCCUCCUCCCAGCCACUCUGUGACACCUGUUGUUAUCGCAGCCAUCACCCUUUCCAUUCUCUUGUUUGUGGUCAUCGGAGUGGUGGUCACCCUGCGGCUCCACAAAUCCCGAGCCGGCCGGAGCGGAGAGCUCCGCCCUGCUGGAGUCGAGGGCGCCAGCGAAGUCGGAGGGAUAGCCACGGUCAUAGAGACGCCCAUACCCGCCCACGCCACCAAGCGGAAGGAAGAGCCCGUCCUUCUCGAUGCCCUGAGGUUGAAGGUCCAAGCUGAACAGCACACUUUCGAAGGCAAAAUAAGCCCCAGCCUCUCCUGUAAGGGGAGCGCCUCGAAGGAGAGCUUCCACCACACGUCUUCCCUCAGGAGAUCCACCGUCGGGCACGAGAGCGCCAAGGACAUCGUCACCUCCAGCCUGAAGCUGCCUCCGAGGGUCACUUUAUGCUCGAGCGACGAGUCCACUAAGGACAAGAGUCCCGCCGGGUCGCCUGCCAACACGCUGGGCGGCAGAGACAGGCCCCGAGUGGCCGUCGUCUGCGGCAACUUCAGCACCAACCCCCCACCUGCUCAAGACGAUCUGAGGGCGUACGCUUACGAGGGGGACGGGUCUCCGUCGGGGUCGUUGACCUCUGCGACUGUGGGUCUACAAAUGGAAAUUCGAGAGGACGAACCAAAACCCAUACUACCCGAAUACGACGAAGUCUACAGCCUGCUGACGCAACUCCCCGACGCCAGUAACAGGCCGAUAACGCCCCUAUCGGCGUCGCAGAGCUGCCUGACGAAAGAGGAGGGGAAAAGUCUCUCACCCAUAAAAUCCCUCAGCGAGAAAGUUUCCGAGAUGGAGAGGCAGGAGAGGCAUCACAGGAGUAGUUCGAUAGCCUUAGGUGAAUGCGCCAGCAGGGUACCAGGUGACGUCACGAGGCCGAGUGACGUCACGAGUCAUUCCAGGAGACCAAGUGACAUCUCUAUCGCUCAGCUGAGCCUUGGUAGAAGGAAGUCUUCAAUCAAAGGACUGUCGACUCCGUGCUGACACUUUUUGAGUGCGUUUUUCUACGUCGUCUGAAUUAAGUGAACAGAGCGUUAAACUUUUUAUAUAUAUAUAAUAGAGAGAGAGAGAAAGAUAUAUACGCUAAUUUUCUACAACUACGGUGUAAAAAGUACAAAAAAAUAAUAUCUUUUUUUAAGUCACUCUUAAAAUUUCACAUCGUGAAACCGGACGCUUAUUAUUUUUUGGA